Verticillium alfalfae VaMs.102 is the source of this 1785-nucleotide messenger RNA. Its product is annotated as tripeptidyl-peptidase. Gene Ontology annotation, biological process: proteolysis. The record is from RefSeq and is a predicted model, not a curated record. Gene Ontology annotation, molecular function: serine-type endopeptidase activity; tripeptidyl-peptidase activity. Bases 1 to 1785 code for a protein of 594 amino acids. NCBI's taxonomy places the organism in Eukaryota, Fungi, Ascomycota, Sordariomycetes, Glomerellales, Plectosphaerellaceae. The transcript is spliced from 3 exons.
AUGGUGCUUCCCAAACUCCACGCUUGCGUCUCCCGCGCGGCUACUCUCCCAGCCAGCAUUCAGCUCAUCCGCCAAGCUCCGGCCGGAGACGAGAUCCAGCUCCAGAUCGCCCUGAAGCAUCAGAACAUCCACAAGCUUGAGUCAACACUGCGCUCCGUCUCCGACCCUUCGAGCUCACACUACGGGCAGUACCUCUCCAAGGAUGAGGUCAAUGCGCUCUUUGCUCCAUCCAACCACUCAAGGACCGCCGUCGAGUCGUGGCUGAAGGACGCCGGCAUCACUGCCGUGUCAACUCGAGGCCCCCUCGUUGAUUUUGUUACAACGGUGGCCAAGGCAAAUGAACUGCUCGGGGCGGACUUUGCCUGGUUCGACGUCGAGGGUCACAAGAAGCUCCGAACGACGGAGUACUCCAUCCCCGACACGCUCACGGCGCACAUUGACCUCGUUGCGCCAACGACAUUCUUCGGCCGCACCAAGUCGCACCGUAUGAUACCCGACGACGAGACCUCCGAGCUCGACGCCCGACAAGCCCGCAACACGACGACCUGUUUGUCCGUCAUCACGCCCGACUGUCUCGAGGAAGCAUACAACUAUGGCAGCUACAAGGCGGACCCCGCGGCUGGCAGCCGGGUCGCAUUCGCCAGCUUCCUCAAUCAGUCGGCCCGCCAGGAGGAUCUGACGCAGUACCUGAACACGUUCAAGCUGCCGCCCCGAAACUUUACGACGGUCCUCAUCAACGGCGGCGAGGAUCACCAGGACCCCAACGGCGACAUUGGCGAGGCCAACCUCGACGCGCAGUUCCUGGCAGCCGUGACGAAGAACCUGCCGCUGAAGCAGUUCAUCACGGGCGGCUCGCCCCCGUUUGUGCCGAACCUGCGCAUCACCAACGCGUCGACCAACUCGAACGAGCCGUACCUCGACUUUUACGAGACGCUGCUGGCCACGGACGACGAGGGCGUGCCGCAGGUGCUGUCGUCGUCGUACGGCGACGAUGAGCAGACGGUGCCGGUCGAGUACGCGAAGCGCGUGUGCAACCUCAUCGGCAUGAUGGGGCUCCGCGGCGUGACUGUCCUCGAGUCGAGCGGCGACGCGGGUGUCGGGGCGCCGUGCCGUGCCAACGACGGCAGCGGGCGCGCCGAGUUCACGCCAACGUUCCCCGGCACGUGCCCGUACCUGACGGCCGUUGGCGGCACGCAGGCGUGGGCGCCCGAGGUGGCGUGGGUGGGCAGUGCCGGCGGCUUCAGCAACUACUUUGAGCGGGCGUGGUACCAGAAGGCGGCGGUCAAGACGUACCUCAAGGAGUCGAUCCCGGCCGAGGUCAAGUCGUACUACAAGCACGGCGGGUUCGUCGACUUUGGCGGCCGCGGAUUCCCGGACAUUUCGGCGCACAGCCUCGAGCCGUGGUACCAGUUUGUCAAUGCCGGCAGGCCCAGGCGGACGGGUGGCACGUCGGCGGCGGCGCCCGUGGUGGCGGGCAUCAUCGGCCUCCUCAACGAUGCGCGGUUGAGGGCCGGGCAGCCGACCAUGGGUUUCCUCAACCCGUGGCUGUACGCUCGCGGCGUCGACGGCUUGCUCGAUGUGACCGAGGGCAAGGCCGAGGGCUGCGGCGGUAUUGACUUGCAGAGCGGCAAUCCGGUGCCCGGUGCUGGCGUCAUCCCAUGGGCAUCGUGGAAUGCGACAAAGGGCGCUGCGACAGAUUGCGGUCAAUGGCACCAAGGCAUGAUCUGGUGCUGCUGGGUUCCCGUGGUUGCGAUGUAUUUGGAGAUGCUGCGAGAGCAAGGUUAG